GGCAUUUGAAUGAAACGACGUCGUCGCCUUUUUGGGCGUCUUUGUUAGUGAGGAAGCGCAGAAGCUCAUUUCAAGAGGGAUGGUGAAAGGGGAAGUUCUAAGCGCCUACAGAGCGUUGCUCAGGGCAACCAAGAAGUCUUUCGCCGGCGAUACCUUGAUGCUGAAGGAGUCCGCUGCCGAGGUUCGUCGGAAGUUCGAAGAGAGCCGCCAUGUGACUUCAGAUCCCGAGAUUCGUAAAUUGCUCGAAGAAGCUCGGGAGGCCUCCCAUUUCAUCUCUAAUAUGAUCGUUCAGGCCAAGCUCACUUCUCGCGGCGGCUAUGAAAUGAAGCCGAGUAAAGAACAUGCUGGUGCUACACUAGAAGUUCCUUCUGAAGAGCUUCUGCGCAGAUCUAAAUGAGGAGAUGAGUCGAUGGAUGCUGAAUUUCUCUGCAAUAGUUGCUUAAAUUUCAGCUAUUUGCUUCACUAAUCAGGAUUUUUUUUGAUACUUUGAAGAAUUUGGAACCUUUUUCUGUUUACUCAUUGGGAGUCUAAAUUUAUUUGUGCUGGGUCAAAUAAACGAAAGUUGUUGCUAUGUGUCACGGUCAUGCUUGUCCAUGACCUGUUGUGGAGUCUAUCCACGGCCAAGAAAAGUGUGAUUGUAACACUCUGGAUCUUUUGUGUCGGGGCGAUUGGAAGUCCCAGUUUUUUUUACCCUUUUUAGCC
Messenger RNA from Cucurbita pepo subsp. pepo (vegetable marrow), 702 nucleotides. Its product is annotated as complex 1 family protein / LVR family protein. Gene Ontology annotation, molecular function: protein folding chaperone. NCBI's taxonomy places the organism in Eukaryota, Viridiplantae, Streptophyta, Magnoliopsida, Cucurbitales, Cucurbitaceae. Gene Ontology annotation, biological process: mitochondrial respiratory chain complex III assembly. Gene Ontology annotation, cellular component: mitochondrial matrix. The record is from RefSeq and is a predicted model, not a curated record.